Molecule: messenger RNA, 891 nt
Organism: Drosophila obscura
Lineage: Eukaryota; Metazoa; Arthropoda; Insecta; Diptera; Drosophilidae
Exons: 2
Coding region: 42-803 (253 amino acids)
Cellular component (GO): extracellular matrix
Source: RefSeq, a predicted model, not a curated record
GAAACCCAAACACAAAAACAUAAACAUAAACCAGCAGAGCCAUGAAGAGGCGACGCGUAACUGCAGCAGCAACUCGUUUCGGCGGCUUCCGUGUUGCAUCGGGGAGGAAGAUGGCACUGGCACGCGCCUGCCACACGCUGCUGGGGCUAAUUGUGGCAUUCGGAAUGAUUUGCGUGUGCUCGGCCGUCGGCUAUUCCUAUGCGCGCUUCGAGGGUCCGGUGGCGGGGCCAGAGCACCUGGUGACGGUCCACAACGGACGCACCGAUUAUGUGGCACGGCCCGAGUACAGCUUCGCCUAUGGCGUCGAAGAUGGCAAGACGCGUGUGCUGCAGAACCGCAAAGAGACGCGCAACGGGGACGCGGUGCGCGGCGUCUACAGCGUAGUCGAUCCCGAUGGCACCCUGCGUGUGGUUAAGUACACCGCCGACGAUGCCAAUGGCUUCCAGGCGGAGGUUAUCACGAAUGGUGUGAAAUCAUUGCACGGCCAUGGCGAUGCUGGCGCCGCCAGUGGUGGUGGUGCGUCGGUGGACGAACAGGUGAGGCAUGACAGCGCUGCCGAAACAGAGGCAGCGGCCGACGAUGAAGCGGAGGAGGAGCAGGCCAAUGGCAAUGCCCACUACAAGGUGCACGAGGACUACGACGAGGGAGAGGAGAAAGAGAAGGAUGGAGGCGAUGAGCAGGAGGAGGAGGAGGAGGAGGAGGGUGGUGGUGGCGAUCAUCAGGAGUACGAGGGCAGCAGCGAGGAGGGCUACGACGAGGCCGAUGCUCACAGUCAGCAGCAGGAGAGCAGCGAAGAGUAUUAGAUGCUCAGCCGAAGGAUUCUCCACCCCUACUCUAUAAGCUCCCAUAUGUACCCACUAUUAUUUUGUGAUAAACCAGAAAUACACCAAA